Molecule: messenger RNA, 1433 nt
Organism: Chara braunii
Lineage: Eukaryota; Viridiplantae; Streptophyta; Charophyceae; Charales; Characeae
Source: the annotation of a GenBank genome assembly
AUACUGCGACACAGUGCACGAAUCGCAGCACAACACAGCUCUGCAUCUCCCACACGUGACGCUGCCGAACGCCAUCAGCCCGCAACCCCAGGCAUGGCCUCAGCAGCAGCCGCAUUAAGCCCACCUGGGAGCACAGCAUCCCAUGGUGCACCCGGCCUGCCAGGGCAGGGGCCCAACAAGACCGUCGAGGCCUACCAGCUUCGCGUAGCCAACUUCUUGACCUUCAUCAAUGAGGAAAAGAAGCACCGCGACGAAGCUGAGGCCGCUUGCAUCCGUGCAGCCGAACAUGCAGCAGCAGAGCAGCAACGACAGCAGGCCGAAGCCGCAGCAGCAAUCAACCAACUCCGAAUGGCCGCUUGCACGACACUGCAGCAGCAAGAGAUGGAUUAUGCUGUAAAACUCAGAAAAAGUCACUUUACACCGACGGAAAGCAACAGCAACGCGACGGAUGCCAAGAAGACCAAGGAGGACAUCGCCAUGAUGAUUGCACAGCUCGUUGCAACGUGCAAUUGGCAGCAGCAGGAGCUGCAGCGCUUGGCAUGGGUGAUUGACAGCAACUGGGACCAGCAGCAUGGCACCAACCGCGGUUUUCAUACCCGCAUCGAAGACUUGGAGAACUUGGGUGCCGCCACACCAGGCAGCGAACCUCGUACCGGCCAGUCGUCGACACGACAGCUGGAGCAGCGGAUCGACCAUGUGGUCGCCACAAUCGGCAACCUUGGCACGUUUGCAGAACCAGCAACGAUCAGUCAGCAGAUUGUUUCGUUGACAAGCGGUCUCCUUUCAUCACCGUUGGCAAGUGACCCAACUUCUUCGCCGUCAUUACUAUCUUUCGGGGAUUCGUCAGUUUGGUCGAGAAUCGAGGACCUCGACCCGUUGACUAUGGAAGACUUCCAAUGGUUGCCUCUUCCUCCUUUCGGUUCCUUGCCAAAGCCGCAUUGUAACCCUUUUAUGGCAGAAUCGCGCAAGUAUUUGCACGCUGCAGUACCAGCUCCAUUGACGAAAGACGGAGUAGCGGUUGUUGACCUUUGCGAGUAUGUUGCGAAGAUUGACCUCAAGUACGCCACGCAACAGUACGACGACAUUGACGCACGUUUGCUCUACAUCCGCAUUCAAAUCGGGAAGGCGACCUGCAGCGCCUUGAUCGAUUGUGUAGCUACUCGCAACUACAUCAGCCAAGACUUCAUGGCACGCGCUGGCUUGGCGCCGCGCGUUCGAAGGAAGUUGCAGCCCACGCAAGUCCCAGUGACCAACGGUCACACGUACAAGUCCAUUGACUGGUGCAUUAACGCAGUGGCCGUGUACUUCGCCCCACACGCACGUGACAUUGUGUCCUUCGACAUCUUGGACACCAAGUUCCACAUGACCUUGGCAUGUUGUGGCUGCGAAGUGAGGACCAACCCGUGAACUUCUAUCGGCGCACUGUUCACGUU